This is a messenger RNA of Linepithema humile (Argentine ant), 4450 nucleotides long. It is a transcript of the gene Hmgcr, whose product is annotated as HMG coenzyme A reductase. NCBI's taxonomy places the organism in Eukaryota, Metazoa, Arthropoda, Insecta, Hymenoptera, Formicidae. Gene Ontology annotation, cellular component: endoplasmic reticulum membrane; peroxisomal membrane. Gene Ontology annotation, biological process: coenzyme A metabolic process; sterol biosynthetic process; isoprenoid biosynthetic process. Gene Ontology annotation, molecular function: NADP binding; hydroxymethylglutaryl-CoA reductase (NADPH) activity; protein binding. The record is from RefSeq and is a predicted model, not a curated record.
GGGUUGCCUGACAUGUCUCGUUUUCUGCAUUAUGCAGCAGUAUGCAACAGUGCAAUCAAGUGCAAUCGGUGCCGGGAAGAUGAAAGUUAAUUAAGAGGGAGUAAAUAUACGAAAAGGAUGGCAGGAACACGCGGCGAACGAUGAAUUCUUGACAAUAUCACCAACGUUUGCGACCUAUUGCAUGGUCUACACAGCGUUUUUGCAAAACAAGAAACAAGGAUGUUAGCGCGAGGAUUCGAGGUAUAUGGCCGGUUUUGCGCCGGUCAUCCUUUAGAAGUAAUCGUAACGACCUUUACGUUAACAGCAUGUAUGUUCAACAUGGAAACUGGAACUGGUCUGGCACGUGAAGAAGGUUCAUCUGCGGCGGCAUAUUGUCAUCACAACCGAUGUGACACCAUGGAUUCCAAAACGCCCGACAUCAUAGUGAUGACGAUAAUCCGCGUGCUGGCGGUGCUAUACACUUAUCAUCAAUUUCGCAAUUUGCAAAGAAUGGGAUCUAAAUACCUUUUGGGUGUCGUCGGUCUAUUCACUGUUUUCUCCAGCAUGGUAUUCACAUCCAGCGUGGUGAGUUUUGGCAGUGAUAUAGCGGACUUGAAGGACGCCUUAUUCUUCUUUCUACUUUUUAUCAAUCUUUCGAAAGCCGCAACACUGGCGCAGUACGCACUGAGCUCGCGUAGUCAAGAAGAAGUUAAAGCGAAUAUCGCGCGUGGUAUGUCUCUGCUAGGUCCUACUAUUACUCUGGACACUCUGGUGGAGGCUCUCUUGAUCAGUAUAGGAUCCUUAUCGGGCGUCAGGAGGCUGGAGAUUCUCUGCACUUACGUGUGCCUCGGGGUGAUCGUCAACUACGUUGUCUUCAUCACGUUUUACCCGGCUUGCUUGUCACUCAUAUUAGAGCUUUCUCGCGGAAGUAAUAAUAUGGGCCGGCUGAGCGCUGACAAGAUAUUUAUAAUGCAGCCGUUAAACGAGGAGGAUCAAAAACCAAAUCCAGUGGUGGAACGCGUCAAGAUGAUCAUGAUUGCCGGCCUAUUUGUGGUGCAUGUCAACAGUCGGUGGCCUUUUAAGAACGAGGAAAGCGAAUACACGACAGAAACAGCUGCGACGUCCACGAACUCAGAUGUAAUAAACGGUUCCGAUCACACGGAAAACUCCGAACUGAAGGAACACUUGCUGACUUGGUUGUCAGUAAGUGCGGAUAACAUUGUAAUAUUGAUACUGCUGCUGGCGCUGGCGGUAAAAUUCAUUUUCUUCGAGGACAGAGGUGACGUCGCCAGACGUUUGCAACACCAGGAGGAGGAGGAAGCGACAGCGGAAGAGAGAGUUGAAUUUUUUGAUAACACUAAUAAUCUAGACAACAUGAACAGCGCGGCUAUGGACAUAUCACUGCGACAACGAUUCGGUGUAUCUUUGCCAACGAUCCAGCAACCGAUUUUUCCAUUGUCCGGUGUGGGUGGCGAAUGGAUCGAAGUCGACAAUGAAGCCAAUGUGGAAUAUACUGAUAAAGAAGUACAAACCGACGUGGUUACCCACGGCCUGAGCGAGUUGUCGCUGAAGAAGACCGAACCUGCCCGCAGCGUGGAAGAUUGUCUCGAAAUAUAUAAAUCUGAACUUGGAGCCAACGCGUUGACAGAUGAAGAGGUGAUACAAUUAGUAAAUCGCAAUCAUAUAGCUGCGCACCAAUUGGAGAAGGCGGUGGGCGACAUGGAGCGUGGCGUCGGCAUCAGACGUCUCAUCGUGAGUGCCGCCGGCAAAUUUAUCGAGGAAAUAACUAAUCUGCCGUACAAAAACUAUGACUACAGCAAAGUGCACGGCUCGUGCUGCGAGAACGUGAUCGGCUAUCUGCCAGUGCCGAUCGGCAUCGCCGGACCAUUACUGAUCGACGGCCAGCUGUAUCACAUUCCAAUGGCGACAACCGAAGGCUGUCUGGUAGCAUCCACUAAUCGCGGUAGUCGCGCGCUUAUGAAAUGCGGCGUGACCAGUCGCAUAGUGGCGGACGGCAUGACUCGUGGGCCCGUAGUACGAUUCCCGAGCAUCAUGCGCGCGAGCGAGGCGAUGGCAUGGAUGCAGCAGCCGGACAACUUCAAGGAAAUGAAGAACAGUUUCGAUCAGACUAGUCGUUUCGCGCGGCUGACGAAGAUCCACGUGCGCAUAGCUGGCCGGUACCUGUUCGUCCGCUUCGUCGCCAAGACCGGCGACGCCAUGGGCAUGAACAUGCUGUCGAAGGGCACAGAGAAGUCUCUGCAAACGGUGUCGGUCUGCUUCCCCGACAUGGAGAUACUUUCCCUCAGCGGGAACUUCUGUACCGACAAGAAGCCCGCGGCCGUCAACUGGAUCGAAGGCAGGGGCAAGAGCGUCGUGUGUGAGGCGAUCGUGCCCGCGGACGUUGUGGCCAAUGUGCUGAAGACGUCCGUGCACGCUCUGGUCGACGUAAACAUUAGCAAAAACAUGAUCGGCUCAGCCGUGGCGGGCAGCGUGGGUGGUUUCAAUGCGCACGCAGCCAACGUCGUGACCGCGAUCUUCAUCGCGACCGGGCAGGAUCCCGCGCAGAACGUUGGCAGCAGUAAUUGCAUGACGCUGAUGGAACCGUGGGGUGCAGAGGGCAAGGAUUUAUAUGUGUCGUGCACGAUGCCCAGUAUAGAGAUCGGCACCGUGGGCGGCGGUACGGGAUUACCGGCGCAAGGGGCCUGUCUGGCGAUGCUCGGAGUGAAGGGCCCGCACACCACGGAACCCGGCGAGAACGCCAGUAAACUGGCCCGAAUCGUUUGCGCCACCGUGCUCGCCGGAGAACUCUCUUUGAUGGCCGCACUGGCUGCCGGACAUUUGGUCAAAAGUCAUCUUAGGCAUAACAGAUCAUCUAUCCUAAUUAGUAACCAGGUGUGUCCUACCUAUUACAAUAAUACAAGUGGCGAGAGACUAACCGUGCCAACCAUUUCGUCGUGCGCAGAUUUCACGCGAAAAUCUUAGCAUUAAAUGUAGCAGAAUAUGUUUUUAUAGCUUCUGUAAGGAGCGGACUGUGGUAUUGUUUCGCACCUGCCUCAUUAGUAUCCCAAAGAAAUAAUUAUUUAAGUAUGUAUGUAUGUUUCUGCUGUAUGCAAUGAGAUGUAGGUUGAAUUAAAAAUAAACUAUAGUGUAUACAUAUAUACAUACGUAUAUAAUAUCUAUGUAUGUAUGUAUACAUGUAUAUGGAAAAAGCAGUAUCAGUGUGACAGUUCUAAUAGAAAUGAUUAAUUGAUAUUAAUUGUUGUUAAAUAAUUAACUUUGUCUCGCUAGAUCCCCAUUUAAUUUAUUAAAAUUGUUCAAUUACAAUUAUUAAUUACACAAUAAAUUAAACAAUUCUAAUCAAUGUCACAAAUUAAACACAAUUCAAACGAGCUAGUCGAACAUAUAAACUUCUUAGAUGAAAAACGAAGAGUGAAUUAUGGAAUAUUUUCUUCUCCAUUAUUUCUAUAUCACAAUGGUGCACAUUUAGUAAUAGUACAGCCAAGAUUUCGUUGGAAUACAGUGGAGGCAUGCGCGAACGAGGCCAGACUUAUCUCAAAAAGCUUCAACGAUCCCUAGGACUAUAAGUAAUAAUGAAAUAAUGUUAGUUGUUUGAGUUCUUAAUGGCUUGAGACACAGGUGUCUUCGAAUGCGAUCAACUCGUGCUACUUGUUUAGAUUUUUAUUUCAGAACUAGAUAAACAAUUAUACGCUUAUUUAUGACACAAUAUUAUAAAUGUUGAAAAGUGCAGCAACUGUCAAGCAAUUAUAAGUAAAAUUUAAUUUAAACUAGUUUUUCGUGUGAUAUGUCGAAUAUAGCUUAAACAUUCGUGUCUUCCGAAGAUUCAAAUGUAAAGCUAAUAGCAGACAAAUGCAUUGAGAUACAUAGUGAAAAAUUAUAAAAAUAAAAUUGGAAAAACAGUCGUGCAAAUAUAUAUAUAUAUAUAUAUUUAUGUAUUUCAUUUUCAUUAUAAAUUUUAUGGAAGUAUAAAUUGGUGUUACAAUCCAUAUUCUUUGAACGAUAUCUGACGUAAUCGUUAACCGUGCAAAGUAAUCGUUACAUACUAUUAAAGAUUGUACAUUAAGUGAUAAGGCAGAAGCAUGCCGAAUUGGAUUUAUAGGGUUCAAACGCCUCGUAAGUCAAGUCUACACGUUGAAUGUAUGAAAUAUAGAUUUAUGAAGAAUCUAAUUAAGAAUAUAUGUGCUAUUACGCAACGAAUAAAUACAAUUUUCGUGAAACAUCGUUUAAUUGACUUUUUGUUGGCACAAGCACUAUAGACUAUUGUUAUUAAUAAAUGACAUUCGUAUUGAUGACAGUUAUUAACAAAUAACACAAGUUGUUAAUUUAAAAUAUGAAUGUUGAGUUUAUUAACUUGUUAUUGAUUUUUCAGUUUGAUAUAAAUAUCUCAUAGGUACUCUUUUUAUUAGUGUUCAUAUUGAAGAAUAAAGAAAAAGCACGUAAAAUUGUUGUAAUU